Messenger RNA from Prorocentrum cordatum, 768 nucleotides. NCBI's taxonomy places the organism in Eukaryota, Dinophyceae, Prorocentrales, Prorocentraceae. The record is from the annotation of a GenBank genome assembly.
UCGAGGCCCAGCCCCGUGCGCGAAGGUUCUGGCCCCGCGGAUGGGGCGGCGAGCUCCAGGGCCGACGCACCGAAGAAACCAGGUUGCUGGAGGCUUGGUGUGCAGAGGUGCCGCGACUGCGCCCUUUCCACGCGGCGCGGCCGGCACACCGCGGUGCGAGGCUGGAAAACGCCCUGGCGAGCCCAGGGGGGACGCCCCACGAGCCAGCCCGCCAUGGGCGGCCCCGUGCCGUCGACCAGAUGGGGAGGAGGAUGGGUGAGGAGGAGGAGGACGAGGAGGAGCGCAAGAAGAGGCUCGAGGAAGCACGGGCGCUGGCGCCGGUUGCGGUAAAAAAGUUCGCCUCUCGGAGCGGAGGCGCGCCUCCGAGGAGCGCGCGCCUCCGAGGAGCGCGCGCCCGGGCGCGCAGGGCGGCCGGGGGGGCAGGCCUCCCGCACGGAGGGCGGGCUGCUGGCGUCGGGGCGAAGACGAGGAGGAAGCAGGCACAGCAGGCACAGCGGGUGAGAGCUCCUGCCGCAAGAGACUGCUCUGAGAAUGGGCAGAGCCCCCUUUGGCAAGACACCCGUCAGCGACAACGACUCGGGGCCAGGACCCUGCGGGCGCGGGCCCGCAAAAACGCUGCGGCCGCACCGCCCUCUCGAGAACUGGGAAGAAAAGGCGACUCGCGGAUCGAAUCCGCAAGGCGGGCGCCCGUCCUGCUCAAUCAGCCCUCUGGCACAACGUGGUGUUGCUGCCGCGUGGGCCCCAAGUCAUGAUGUGUGUGGAGCUGGA